Ornithodoros turicata is the source of this 3080-nucleotide messenger RNA. Its product is annotated as FAD synthase-like. The transcript is spliced from 3 exons. Bases 12 to 1013 code for a protein of 333 amino acids. Lineage: Eukaryota; Metazoa; Arthropoda; Arachnida; Ixodida; Argasidae. The record is from RefSeq and is a predicted model, not a curated record. Gene Ontology annotation, biological process: FAD biosynthetic process. Gene Ontology annotation, molecular function: FMN adenylyltransferase activity.
AGGCCCAAAACAUGCCAAAUGUACUGCGAGGGAUGUCAGGAUUGAAGACCUUUCACGAAGUAUGCCUCUAUCUGAAUUGUUCAGAAUAUCAAGUUGCCGACAUUCUGAGAAAAGUGGUAUCACACUUUAAAGAUAGUGACAACUUUCAAUUUGGGUCUUAUCCAGAAUUAAGAAAUGAAUUCUACAAAUUAAAGUUAACUAUACGGACUGAUACAAAGGAGAGCCUUGAUAAGGCUGAAGCUUAUUUACGUUCCGUGCUCCCAAUGAAUUGUGUUACAUAUCCCUUUUCAACACGUGGAGAGGCAGCAGUGAAUGCCCUUUAUGCUCUAGCACAUGAUGCUAGCAAGUGUGUUGGGAAGCUUGUGUUCCAGGCAAUCAAAGCGCUUGAAGAGUGUUUUGACCAGUACAGUCCAUUCGAUACUUUGGCACUUGCCUUCAAUGGUGGGAAAGACUGCACGGCAUUGCUGCACUUAACAACCUGUGUACUGCAAAAGUGGUGCAAUAAGAACGACAUCGAGAUGCAGAAGCUGCACACUAUUUACAUUCGGUGUCCGGAUGCAUUUCCAGAAAUAGAAAAUUUUGUUGAUCAGACUGUUGCAAGGUACAAUCUGAACCUUCACUGCUACUCUGGCUCUCAGAAGGAAUCUAUGUGGCACGUGUGGUCUGAACUGCCUAAUGUUCGUGCUGUGCUUAUGGGAACACGACAGACAGACCCAAACUCUGAGAAGCUUUCCCUUUUUGCUGCCACGGACAAAGGCUGGCCUCCCCAUAUCCGGGUUAGCCCAAUCCUCACCUGGACUUAUCAUGAUAUCUGGGAGUUUCUAAGGCAUCUCAAUGUGCCCUACUGCUCACUUUACGAUCAUGGUUAUACUUCCCUGGGCAACAGAGUGAACACAAAACCAAACGUGUUCCUGCUUGAUGUUGGUGAAGAUGGGGAGGUGUACCUUCCAGCAUAUCUUCUGAAUGAUCCAUCUGAAGAGCGGGGUGGCCGCAUAUCUACAGCACAGAAUUAAUGGUGAACGACGUUGUGGUAGAGAGGUUAUAACAGUUUUGUGUAACCUCUCUGUCUGAAAGUGUCACUUCCAGAGUUGUACAUUUCAGAAAUGUGUAUUGAAGUCAAAUUAUGCGUAGUUUGUAGUGCUUUGUACAUAUAAGUUUUUCAAUGUGGUGAUAGGACACACGUCUCCUAAAAGCUACAGUGGUGAGCAUGAUACUCUGAAAUUGUAUUGUAAUAUGCUACGUAAGUAGGUCAAGGGACUGUACAUCUUAGCUUCUUCCUUUCCUCGUUUGUAAAGGCAGUGCCCUCAUUGGUUGGGCUUCAAAUAAGGGGAAAACAAGCUUGAGGUGUACCAUGUACAUUCCUGCAUGUAUUUAGCAUCAGUGAUAAAAGGAGACCAAGCCAACGAAGUGAGAUAGCCAGAGAGUGGCCCAUGUUUGAAGAGUUUCCCUCACGCUUGUCUAGUCAUGUCACGUCACAUGGCUUCUCUUCGGUCUACCUCCUGUCAUGCGUGCACACACACACUGGUGCAGUGCAUACUAGUACUUAUGCUAAACAAGUAGGUUUUGACAGAAGUGACUGAUACAGGAGCUUUUUAUAAAGAGAAUAUAUUGUGGCAACAUACUGUUAUACAUGCUGAGAAACUCAUUAGCAUCAUGGUCCUGGUGUCAGUGACGUCAUCACUGGGAAAGUGGACACCAGAGAGUUCCUGUUUCAUCUUUGGGAACACCAGAUGAAAAUCUGAUUGGGCAAACUGGUGGACGUUUGGCAGCAGAAAAGCUGCAGGAGUGGAUGGCAGCCAUUGCCACAGCAGCAGAGAGUUAGGGCGUAUUGUCCUGGUGGAACAGAACACUCCUUCAGAGCAUACUGCGUUGUUUUUCCUUGAUGGCGUCCAGUGAGCAAUGAAUCCAGGUUGCGUAGUACUCCCAAGUACUUCACCCAGUGAUACAACAUUAUAGGCAAUGAAUCAAACCAGCUAGCCUUCAACAAACCAACAUAAUUAGUGCGGCGCAGCAUGAUCCCAGAUAUCUAUGCCAGAAAAUUCCAAAUCAAACUCUAACUCAAAACUCCCAGGUACUUCCUGGUCCAUCCUAGGGAAACAGAUGAGCAGUAUGCCUUCCGAAUAACCGUGGCCAGGAGAAGGGGUGUUCACUGUUUGGACUGGGCCUUGCUCUCAAGUUGGAAGUGGUUGAUCCAGGUUUUGUCCACAGUCACAAACCGGGUACAAAAGUUAACAGGAUCAACCCUGAACAGCUGGAGAUUAUCCCUGGGUUUGUGUGUAGCACAUACAUUUUUGAUCAGGCAUGAGUAAUCUGGGGACCCAUCUGGCAGAGACCUUGUGCAUGUCAAGAUAUUGGGGUCAAGAUAUGCUGAACAGUGCUUUUGGAUAUGCUUGUGACUUCAGCUGUGGUCCUUAUUUCGUCUCAGCGAUGUACAAUGACCUUAUCAUGCACACAGUGGAUGUUUUCUUGUAUGGCCACUGCCAGGACUGGGGGUUGUGUGCAAUGCUGUGAUGCCCUCGCUUGGAUUCUGCAGCCUGCUUCUUCACAGUGCUGUGGAAUGGGGCAUCCUUCCACAAAGUCUCCACCAUGUCCUGGUGGAUACAUGCGGGAGUUAGGUCCUGCCGAGUCAAAUAUUUGAUCACUGCACGUGCCUUCACUUUAUCUAUUUUACCUCAACUGUAUGGCUCGCCAUCUGGCAGCAGCUGCCACAGGACACAAUUGUAGCACACAUGCGCCAUUUCUGGUGGUGCCAAUCUUGAACAGUGCUCAAGUUUUGUGGCGGUGCAUGCACUACUUCUGUGUCAGGCCGAGAACUUAUGGAACUCCCCUCAUAAGAGGAGAAAAUACUGUGAGUGAUUUUUGGAGGGAUUGGCAAUGUACAGGACAAAACUGCUCUGCCGUGGCUUAACUUUUUUAUGUUUGGUUAUGAUAGAUUUGUAACUCAUCCAGUUUUUUCAGUGAAAUCAAUUUUACCUGGUAUAUUUCAAAUUAAUGGUUAAUUGUUUUGAAUUUUUUAGGUGAAAUCAAUUUCAUCUGGCAUAUUUCAACUCAGCACAAUAAAUGUGAUUUCACAAAAUGCU